AUGGCGUCGGCACCUUCCAGUACUAUCCAUUCUUUCAAGCUCGAGAUCCCUCAGUCCAGUCUCGAUGAUUUACAAACGCGCCUUCGCUUGACCCGAUGGCCGGACAAGGAGACAGUAUCUGACUGGUCACAAGGUGUACCUCUGGCCAGAAUCCGUGAACUGUGCCAAUAUUGGCAAACAAAAUACGAUUGGCGACGAUGCGAAGCGCUUCUCAAUUCCUAUCCUCAGUUCACAACAAGUAUCGACGGGGUGAAAUUCUACUUUCUGCAUAUUCGAUCAAAGCACGAGAAUGCCCUGCCACUUGUCCUUACACAUGGCUGGCCUGGCUCGGUUCUAGAAUUCAGACACAUAAUUGAGCCGCUUGUUGAUCCUGAGUCACAUGGUGGCUCUCCUGAAGAUGCUUUCCACCUUGUCAUCCCCGCUCUUCCAGGUUACGCAUUUUCCGGGAAGCCCACGGAGAAAGGAUGGGACCACCAUCGGACUGCACGUGCAUGGACUGAGUUAAUGGACCGUUUGGGUUAUGCAGACGGCGGAUGGGUCGCUCAAGGAGGGGAUUGGGGUGCAUAUGUGGCUGCGAGCCUGGGGCAUCAAGCCCCGAAAGGAUUGAAAAGCGUCCAUUUCAAUUCCAUAUUCUUCGAACCUAAGAAAGAAGUUCAAAUAUCCACACAGAACGAGAAAGGUGAAGAACGGGCCAUGUAUCUGGACAAAUGUCGGGAUGAUGGAUUCCGUGGAUAUUCCCUUCAGCAAUCAACGAGACCGCAGACCAUCGGCUACGGGCUUGCAGACUCACCAGUGGCACAGGCGGCUUGGAUGUACGAGAAAUACAGGGACUGGUCUCACCACGACGGUGACGUGGAGACGGUAUUUAGCAAAGAUGAGAUGCUUGACACAAUCAUGUUGUAUUGGCUCUCCAACUCGAGCACAUCCUCGGCUCGCUAUUACUGGGAGUGCGGGCUAGGCUCAACUAGCUAUCAUAUUGAACUACCAGUAGGGGUCAGUUGGUUUGGUGGUGACAAUAGUUAUGCGCCCAAAGAAUGGUGUGAACGGUACUAUAAGAAUAUCAUUCAUUGGAAGGAGACUGACCGCGGCGGCCAUUUUGCGGCAUGGGAGGUGCCAGGUAUCUUUGUUGCGGAAUUACGCGAAUGGCGAAGCAAGAUUUAG
Molecule: messenger RNA, 1161 nt
Organism: Fusarium sp. VM40
Lineage: Eukaryota; Fungi; Ascomycota; Sordariomycetes; Hypocreales; Nectriaceae
Source: the annotation of a GenBank genome assembly